UGUCAGCUGCUUACCAGUGAGUGACAGGCGCUGCCCCAGUAGGAGAAGGAGUUUGUGGGGCCUGCAGGGCCACAGCAGAGACGCAGGUCCGGGAGGCCUGGCGGGACUCAGGCAAGAGAUGUGGAAUCCGCUGCACGAAAGCGACUCUGCCGCGGCCGCUAUGCGCCGCCCGCGCUGGCUGUGCGCUGGGGCGCUGGUGCUGGCCGCCGGCCUUCUCCUCGGCUUCCUCUUCGGGUGGUUUAUAAAAUCCUCCAAUGAUGCUACUAAUGUUAUUCCACAGAAUAACCAGAAGAGGGCAUUUUUGGAUGAACUGAAAGCAGAGAACAUCAAGAAGUUCUUAUAUAAUUUUACACGGAUACCACACUUAGCAGGAACAGAUCAAAACUUUCAGCUUGCAAAGCAAAUUCAAUCCCAGUGGAAAGAAUUUGGCCUGGACUCUGUUGAGUUAGCCCAUUAUGAUGUCCUCUUGUCCUCUCCGAAUAAGACUCAUCCCAACUACAUCUCAAUAAUUGAUGAAGAUGGAAAUGAGAUUUUCAAUACAUCUUUAUUUGAACCACCUCCUCCAGGAUAUGAAAAUGUUUCUGAUAUUGUCCCACCAUUCAGUGCUUUCUCUCCACAAGGAAUGCCAGAGGGUGAACUAGUGUAUGUUAACUAUGCACGAACUGAAGACUUUUUUAAACUGGAGCGGGAUAUGAAAAUCAAUUGCUCUGGAAAGAUUGUGAUUGCCAGAUAUGGGAAAGUUUUCAGAGGAAAUAAGGUUAAAAAUGCCCAGCUGGCAGGGGCCAUAGGAGUCAUUCUGUACUCAGACCCUGCCGACUACUUUGCUCCCGGAGUGGAGUCCUAUCCAGAUGGCUGGAAUCUCCCUGGAGGUGGUGUCCAACGUGGAAAUGUCUUAAAUCUUAAUGGUGCAGGUGACCCUCUCACACCAGGUUACCCAGCAAAUGAAUAUGCUUAUAGGCGUGCAAUUACAGAGGCUGUUGGUCUUCCAAGUAUUCCUGUUCAUCCAAUUGGAUAUUAUGAUGCCCAGAAACUCCUAGAAAAAAUGGGAGGCCUAGCACCACCAGAGAGCAGCUGGAUUGGAGGUCUCAAAGUGCCCUACAAUGUUGGACCUGGCUUUGCUGGAAAUUUUUCUACACAAAAAAUCAAGAUGCACAUCCAUUCUGACAGUAAAGUGACAAGAAUUUACAACGUGAUUGGUACUAUCAGAGGAGCAGUGGAACCAGACAGAUACGUCAUUCUUGGAGGUCACCGAGACUCAUGGGUGUUUGGGGGCAUUGACCCUCAGAGUGGAGCUGCUGUUGUUCAUGAAAUUGUGAGGAGCUUUGCAACAUUGAAGAAGGAAGGAUGGAGACCACGACGAACAAUUUUGUUUGCAAGUUGGGAUGCGGAAGAAUUUGGUCUUCUUGGUUCUACUGAGUGGGCAGAGGAAAAUUCCAAACUCCUUCAAGAACGUGGUGUGGCCUAUAUUAAUGCUGAUUCUUCAAUAGAAGGAAACUACACUCUGAGAGUUGACUGUACACCACUACUGUACAGCUUGGUAUACAAUCUAACAAAAGAGCUGCAAAGUCCUGAUGAAGGCUUUGAAGGCAAAUCUCUUUAUGAAAGCUGGAAUGAAAAAAGUCCUUCACUGGAGUUCAAUGGCAGGCCCAGCAUUAGCAAGUUGGGAUCUGGUAAUGACUUUGAGGUCUUUUUCCAAAGACUUGGAAUUGCUGCAGGCAGAGCACGUUAUACUAAAAAUUGGGACAUCUACAAAUUCAGCAGCUAUCCACUGUAUCACAGUGUCUAUGAAACAUAUGAAUUGGUGGAAAAAUUUUAUGACCCAACAUUUAAGUAUCACCUCACUGUGGCCCAGGUUCGCGGAGGGCUAGUAUUUGAACUAGCCAGUUCCUUGGUGCUCCCCUUUGACUGUCGAGAUUAUGCUACAGUUUUAAGAAAUUAUGCUGACAAAAUCUACAAUAUUUCAAUGCAACAUCUACAGGAAAUGAAAACAUAUGGGGUAUCAUUUGAUUCACUUUUUUCUGCAGUAGAGAAUUUUACAGAAAUUGCUUCUAAAUUCAAUGAGAGACUCCAAGACUUCGACAAAACCAACCCAAUUCUGUUGAGAAUUGUGAAUGAUCAACUGAUGUUCCUGGAACGAGCCUUCAUUGAUCCUUUAGGGUUACCAGACAGACCUUUCUACAGGCAUGUCAUCUAUGCUCCAAACAGCCACAACAAAUAUGCAGGAGUGUCAUUCCCAGGAAUUUAUGAUGCUCUUUUUGAUAUUGAAAACAAAGAGGACCCUUCCAAGGCGUGGGAAGAAGUGAAGAAACAGAUUGCUAUUGCAGCCUUCACAGUGCAGGCUGCAGCUGGGACUUUAAGAGAAGUAGCCUAAGAAGAUUCUUUAGAGAACACAAACUGAAUUCGUAUGGUAUGUCAGUCAGAAAGAACCAUAGUGCCCAUUUGUUUCCCAAAAUUUUGUAGGAAAAUUAAAUUGAAAGAUAAAGUAAAAAAUAAAAACUUUAUCCACAUAAGCUCCAUCAAGUUCAAGACACUAUUGUAAGUGACGAUACCAUCUUUUUAGUCCACCCUUAAAAAAUUGAGUGUUCUGGGAAUUUUGCCAUGUCAAUGCAAUAUUUCCAUAUUAUGAACUGAGGAAAAUUCAGUGCCCUUUAAACAAUUUUUUUAAUUAGUAAAAAACAACUGAGUAGGAGCUAGAUCAGGACUGUAAGUUGGAUGCCUUGCUGGAUAAGAGGAACAUGCAGGAACAUCAGGAAGAAGGAUUCUCCAGUGUUUUUUUGCCUAACAUUUUGGCUAACCUUUCCAUACCACUCUAAUUAUAAGCAGAUGUUAUCAUUUCUUUUGCCUUUGAGAAAGUGAACAAUGAAUAAUAAAGGUAGACUUUGAGAAUUUUUAAAAACUACUGCCAUGACCUUUACUCUUUACCUGGCUGCUUUUGUUUUGACUGAACCCCUUCCAUCUCCUGGUAUCCCUUGCUUUGAUCAUGCUUUGUUUUCAGUAUUGUUCUGGGAAAGACCUGCUUAAUCUCCUGUUACCAUCCUUGAAAUAAAUACUUUAGAAUCUUUAUCCCACCUAUUUCAAAUCUUCUUUGAAAGCUCUCUUCUAUCUGCAGCUUAUCUGGGUGCAUCAGUUUUGGCGCCCAUAGAGGACCAAGUAUGCUGUACUUUAAUUUUCAGUCGCAAUCAUGUAAGCUGAAAUAGUUGAGAUGUAUAUGGCAUUGGUUAUCAUUUCUGCUCUUAAUCAUUUGUCUUCUGCAAUAAGAGCAUGAGAGCAAGAUUCAUUUUUUUCCCUUGUAGAUUGAUGUGUAUGGUCUACACUGCAGGCUUCAUCUUGAACAUGAUCUUACAGAUUCUUAAAAUGAAUUCUCAGUUUUCAAAUUGAGGAUUUCUUUGGGACAUUGUCUUCAUAAGCUUUUCACAAAACAUCAAUGAUUUCACCAUUCUUCCACCAAAGUUUCACCAUCAGCUUGGUGUUUAUAUAAAUUGCUUCAGUUUUAGCAAAAUUCAUGUUACUCUGACAGAAGCUCUUUUUUUUUAACUGGUAUCUUACUCUUCUUAGUGACACAAACUAGAUCUUGUUCAGACAUUCAAUUUUAAGUUAGUAUGAGUUUACUUAGGUUCAAAUUUUUUUAAAUACUUACAUUGUUUUCCAUAUUUUGCAUAGUGCACAUUUCCAUGAACCUUUUGAAGACUGCAUAUUUGGAGGUUAUAUACACAUUAGUUUUCCUCUCCCUGUGGAUAAAAAAAAUGCACAAAUUUUAUUCUGAUGAUAGAAAAGUAUUGUGAAGUUGAAAAGUUGAACUAAAUAUUAAAUCUAAGGAGAACUGCCUAAUAUAGUAAAGCUCUGAACUGGUAUCAUCAGGGAAUCAAGUUUGAUAUACUUUAUUUUUUAAAAAAUUUUGACAGGCAGAGUUAGACAGUGAGGGAGAGAGACAGAGAGAAAGGUCUUCCUUCCAUUGGUUCACUCCCCAAAUGGCUGCUACAGCUGGCGUGCUGUGCCGAUCCGAAGCCAGGAGCCAGAUGCUUCCUCUUGGUCUCCCAUGUGGGUGCAGGGCCCAAGCACUUGGGCCAUCCUCCACUGCACUCCCGGUCCACAGCAAAGAGCUGGACUGGAAGAGGAGAAACCGGGACAGAAUCCAGCGCCCCAACUGGGACUAGAACCGGUGUUCCGGUGCUGCAGGUGGAGGAUUAGCCUAGUGAGCCACGGCGUCAGCUGAUACAAUACUUUCAAACCUACUCAUGUCAUUGCACACAUAGAAAAUCAACAGUUGGUGUGGAGCACAUUGGCAAAGAUACACAAGGCUGUUCUAAGACUUCAGGCCCUUCCUGGCUGCCCAGUGAUAGAGGAUCACUAUCGUAACACAAAAGUUUGGAAAUUGAUCUAGUCACACUUCUAAUAAAUGUAGUGACUCUGUAACUUAUUACUUUUUAAAAUUAAGCAUUUAUUUUGUAUAAAAGACUAUAAAUAAAAUACAUGUAUAGUGAAAAAUGAUUACUUGAACAUUUGUAAACCCAGUAACUGGACUAGGGAAGAAUCAUUACCAGUAUCUUCAAAUCCCCAAGAUACUGCUGACUAGUUGUGCCUUUUCUGCCAAUGAUAAUCACUUUCUUGAAAUCUUUUGUGUGAUUCCUCUGUUUUACUUUAUAGUUUUGCCCCACAUAUGGUUGCUCCCUUUACGUGUUUGGAUUUUGUACAUUUUUGAAUUUUCUAUUAAUAAAAUU
Molecule: messenger RNA, 4718 nt
Organism: Lepus europaeus (European hare)
Lineage: Eukaryota; Metazoa; Chordata; Mammalia; Lagomorpha; Leporidae
Gene: FOLH1
Product: folate hydrolase 1
Exons: 19
Coding region: 119-2371 (750 amino acids)
Molecular function (GO): carboxypeptidase activity
Source: RefSeq, a predicted model, not a curated record